This is a messenger RNA of Phytomonas sp. Hart1, 378 nucleotides long. NCBI's taxonomy places the organism in Eukaryota, Euglenozoa, Kinetoplastea, Trypanosomatida, Trypanosomatidae. The record is from the annotation of a GenBank genome assembly.
AUGCCCUUCAAAUCGAAUUUCAAGACACAAAUGUACACAAAUAAACAAAGCAAAUCCAAAAAAAGGAGAGUUUUUUUUUCCUAUUUGACAGUAUACUUGGAGUGGUGGGGGGUGGAAAUCUACGGAGACUUCUGCCCUGCCUGUCUUCGUCUUUACCAAGUGGUGAGCUCACUCUACAAAUAUAUGUUCCUUUAUCCUUUUCAAUUCCGAAGAAGAGGUACGAUACCCAACGGACAUCAAAAAAAGGGGAGAGAGAUGAAAAAAAUUGUAGUAAAUAGAGGUCAUAAAAUUCAUAUUACAGAGAGUUGGAUAUUACGUUCUAGUAUUCCAGAAUCAAUAAUACCAAUUACCAUGAAAUCGGUAGUGAUCCAAAGAUAG